Messenger RNA from Ogataea angusta, 1344 nucleotides. RefSeq lists its product as uncharacterized. NCBI's taxonomy places the organism in Eukaryota, Fungi, Ascomycota, Pichiomycetes, Pichiales, Pichiaceae. The transcript has 2 exons. The coding region runs from base 1 to 1344 and encodes 447 amino acids. The record is from RefSeq and is a predicted model, not a curated record.
AUGACGAUCACCGCCCAGCCCGGACCCCCAAGCCCGCUCCAGUGCCCUGCGCUGGGAUCGUCGUCGGGCGGGCCGUCUGAGACGACGCCGCUGCUGGCGCCCGCCGCCGGCGCAGACCACUCGCCGUUCUCAAAACGGUCUCUUGCUCAGUGGACAAACAAUAUCCGCGACCUGAGGUUGCCGCCUCGGCAUCAAGCCGCGGCUGAUCUCGUCCGGGUCGUCGGGGUCGUACUUUGUCUACAACGCCAACUACGAGCCGAUCGGCGUGUUCAAGCCCCAGGACGAGGAGCCGUACGGGCCCCUGUCGCCGAAAAUGACCAAAUGGAUCCACAGAAACUUCUUUCCGUGCUUCUUUGGCCGCUCGUGCCUGAUCCCCAACACGGGCUACAUAGCCGAGAGCGCCACCAGUCUGCUCGACCGCCAGCUCCAGACCCACAUCGUCCCUUACACAGACAUCGUGACGCUCUCGUCGGACAGCUUCUACUAUCCUUUCUACGAAAAAAUCGGCUACGUGCUGCGCAAGAAGAAGCCCAGACACAAGGUGGGCUCGUUCCAGCUGUAUCUGGACGGCUACGUGGGGGCAGACGAAUUUUUCAGACGACACCCGUUGCCGCACCAGGGCCCGGCACAGACCGCCACGCAGACCAGCGGGGCGUUCGAGUGGACCGCAGACACGCUCUCGCAACUACAGCGGGAGAUCGAGAAACUGGUCAUUCUCGACUUCAUCGUCAGAAACACCGACCGCGGCCUCGACAACUGGAUGCUCAAGGUGGAGCACGAGAACGGCCGGGCGCGCGUCCGGCUCGGGGCCAUCGACAACGGGCUGUCGCUGCCGUGGAAACACCCGAACGAGUGGCGGUCGUUCCCGUUUGGGUGGCUGUUUCUCCCGAUCUCCAUCAUUGGCCAGCCGUUCUCCGUGCAGACCAGAAACCAUUUUCUGCCUCUGCUCACCUCGAAAGCGUGGUGGGAGGAUACGAGCGUUCUGCUGCGCGAGAUGCUGAGCCGCGACCCGGGCUUCAAGGAGCGCAUGUUCCGCAAACAGCUCGCCGUGCUCAAGGGACAGGCCUGGAACGUGGUGCAGACGCUGCUGGUGCCGGGCCAGAGCCCGCUGGACCUGGCGCGCAAGCCGCGCAUGCUGGUGGAGGACUCCGAGAUCGAGGUGCCGUUCACCAACCCGAUCCCGAUGAUCGUGAACGCGAUGGAGUCCUCGAUCACCGACAGCGCCGUUCCCGUCGGCAAGGACCUGCAGAACAACUGGAACUCGUAUCUGUCCGGCAAGAUCGACGAGUCCAAGUGGGAGGAGGGCAAUACGACCAUUCUGGACCAGGGCAUCCAGCUGGUUAG